AUGAACAGCACAUCGGUCAGUAACAGUUCUACGGACGUCUCGCCCGACCUGCCGAGGACAGGGGUACCGUUCGGACAGAUGGUCGCCUACAUUGUCAUACAGAUCUUUUCCAGCAGUACGUACAACUUCGUGUAUCGGAUACAAAUCGGCAACAUUCUGAUGUUGGGUGCUGUGCUAAUGUACAAACCACUGCGAAAAUCUGGCAACAUCUUUAUCGCAGCUCUGGCCAUUGCUGAUCUUUGGGUGACCGGAUACAUCACACCUAUGGGAAUUGCAGGAUUUCUCAAGCAGGGGGUGUUGACAGGGUCGAAGAUUCUGUGCACGUUCACGGGAGCCGCAUGCAUGAACGUGUGCAACGCCUCGCUCUUCACACUUAUGGUCAUCAGUGUCAGUCGUAUGUUCGCCAUUUGCUACCCCAACGUCUACGGACGCGUGUUCACGUCGAGCAAAUGCGUCGCCAUCGUCGUUGUCACCUGGUUUGCCGUCUUCGUCAUGAAUCUGCCGGCGUUCUUCUACGACAACAGCUUCUGGUUUGAGCCCCGUUCGCAGUCGUACCUGUUGAAUUGGUACACGAGUCCGCUACACCGCCACCUGUGGGCAGCGCUCUGUCUAGCCUGUAGCCGUGACAGCCAUCUGUUACAUGAAGUCUCAGCUGGAGGUGCGGUCCAGCCGAAAACGAAGACGUCUACGGCGUCGACCGAACUCGCACGAACCCUCUGCACGAUCUUCGUCGUGUUCGUAAUCAGCUGGACACCGAUGGUCUUUGACUUCUACUUCGAUCCCAACUACGACUGGCCGGCGCCAUUUUUUCUCUUCGCGAUCUUUAUGACGCACGUAAACAGCUGCGCCAACCCGAUCGUCUACGGCGUGACCAACAGACAGUUUCGUGCUGGCUUCAGACACGUUCUGUGCCUGGGCGGGCGCGGUGGGGAUCAGUCCGCUAACAUGCAAAACACGUCGCAUGUUGGGUUGAGAAGCGGGCGCGUUGGGAAUCAAUCUGCUAGCAUGCAAAAUACGUUGCAUGUUGGGUUGAAAGACGGGCGGCUGACGCCCCGCAGCGGGAUAGCCUUCACAGCUGCAUCUAGCAACACGGUUACAGUAAACGAAAAAGUUUAG
Priapulus caudatus is the source of this 1116-nucleotide messenger RNA. Its product is annotated as melatonin receptor type 1C-like. Lineage: Eukaryota; Metazoa; Priapulida; Priapulimorpha; Priapulimorphida; Priapulidae. The coding region runs from base 1 to 1116 and encodes 371 amino acids. The record is from RefSeq and is a predicted model, not a curated record. The transcript is spliced from 4 exons. Gene Ontology annotation, cellular component: membrane. Gene Ontology annotation, biological process: G protein-coupled receptor signaling pathway. Gene Ontology annotation, molecular function: G protein-coupled receptor activity.